Molecule: messenger RNA, 430 nt
Organism: Camellia sinensis
Lineage: Eukaryota; Viridiplantae; Streptophyta; Magnoliopsida; Ericales; Theaceae
Source: RefSeq, a predicted model, not a curated record
AUGAUUAUGAAAGUUGAUACAUCUAAUACUAAUACAAUUUGGUUUGGGGCCUACCUUGAAUGUGACUUUUUAUUUUUCUCAAAUUUUUCUUUCCUUUCCAAAUUGGAAGUAAGUUUAUCUUCUCUGUGUUCUGAUCAAUUCAGGAAAGGUGACUACUACCGGUAUCUUGCUGAGUUUAAGACUGACCAGGAAAGAAAAGAGGUUGUUGAACAAUCACUGAAGGGUUAUGAGGCUGUUUCUACUAUUGCAAAUACAGAUCUCCCUUCAACACACCCAAUUCGUCUUGGCCUUGCUCUUAACUUCUCUGUCUUCUAUUAUGAGAUUAUGAAUUCCCUUGAGAGGAAAGGUGACUACUACUAGUAUCUUGCUGAGUUUAAGACUGACCAGGAAAGAAAAGAGAUUAUUCUUAUGAGAUUAUCUUGCUGGUAUC